Messenger RNA from Pelagomonas calceolata, 1211 nucleotides. The record is from the annotation of a GenBank genome assembly. NCBI's taxonomy places the organism in Eukaryota, Pelagophyceae, Pelagomonadales, Pelagomonadaceae.
CAUUGGCUGCCCGAGGCUGCGAAUGCUUCAGUAGGAUGCUCCGCACCGCCCUGCGCCGCGCCGCGGCUGCGCGCCCCCAUGCGCGAAGCCUAUCUGCCGAAGCGUCGAUCACCGUCGAGUUCCCGGGAGCAUACACUGCCUACCUCUCCGAAGAACCCGCCGCAGCAGCGGAAACAACUAAGGCCGAACUGCUUGAGUACUUCAAGACCAUGUACACGAUGCGCCGCAUGGAACUUAUGUGUGACGAUCAGUACAAAAAGAGGGAAAUCCGAGGCUUCUGCCAUUUGUACGACGGUCAGGAGGCUGUCGGGACCGGCAUCCAGGCGGCCCUGUCCCCAGAGGACUCGUGGAUCACUUCGUAUAGAUGCCACUGCAUCGCGCUGGCGCGCGGCGGCAGCGUCGAGGGCGUUCUCGCGGAAUUAAUGGGCCGAUCACAUGGCCAGACGGGCGGCAUAGGGGGCUCCAUGCACUUCUACAACAAAAAGGAAAACUUCUUCGGCGGGCAGGGCAUCGUCGGCGCGCAGGUGCCGGUGGGCACGGGUCUAGCCUUCGCGAACAAGUACAAGACGCCCCUGGGCGAGCCGAUGCCGGUGGCGAUCGGCUGCUACGGCGACGGCGCGGCGAACCAGGGCCAGAUCUGGGAGUCCAUGAACAUGGCUGCUUUGUGGAAAUUACCGAUGAUCUUCUGCAUCGAGAACAACCAGUACGGCAUGGGCACGUCGAUCGCUCGCCACAGUUGCAACAACGACUACUACACCAUGGGAAACGUCAUUGCCGGGUUAAAAAUGGAUGGCAUGAACGUGCUGUCAGUGCGCGAGGGCAUGAAACACGUGCGGGACUACGUCUCCCAGGGCAACGGGCCGAUGGUCGUCGAGAUGUCGACGUAUAGAUACCACGGCCAUAGCAUGUCCGACCCAGGCAAGAUCUACCGCGACGGGGCCGAGGUCAAGGCCAUGAGGGAGAAUAACGAUCCGAUCAAGAACGUGAGGCAGUUGCUCCUGGGGCACACGGACGCCACCGAAGAUGAAUUGAAUACGAUUGAGAAGAACAUCAGGGCGGAGGUCGAGGCCGCGCGCGACCGGGCAUUGGCUGGGAGCACGCCUUCGUCAACCGACGACCUCGUGCGGAACAUCUAUCUUGAUGAACACGGCAAGGACGUGCCGCAGAGCUAUAUCCGCCUGCCCGACUACGAGAAGUCUAUUCGCGCUUAG